Molecule: messenger RNA, 497 nt
Organism: Bactrocera latifrons
Lineage: Eukaryota; Metazoa; Arthropoda; Insecta; Diptera; Tephritidae
Exons: 3
Coding region: 26-385 (119 amino acids)
Source: RefSeq, a predicted model, not a curated record
GUUUUCGAGUACUAGAAGUGACAAGAUGUUUAGAAGUACGCUAGUGAUUUGCUUUUGCCUUUUAAGCUUAUCCCAAGCAGCUGUUUAUUCAGAGCGCUACUUUAAGGACCCAGCGCAUCCCGGCAAAUGUGUUAUAAAGGAGAAAGUAGUAUCUCCUGGUCAGAGCAUUAAACACCCCGUUAUGGCUUGUGCGCAAUUCACCUGUGAUAAUGCACAAGGCUUGGCGACGAUCGAAACCUGUGAUCCCGUCAGUGCUUUGCCUUCGCCAUUUUCUAUGAUUAAAUACGAUCCUCGGGACAAGCCGACCUGCUCUUGGGGCGAUUUCAUUAAUACGAACGCACCAUACCCGGAAUGCUGCAAACGGCAUAUCUCUUGUGUACUUUGAGAUAGUAUCUAAUGCGUGAUUACAAAUAAAUGUGCAGAAAAUGCUGUGGUCAAAAAAUAAAAUAAAAAUAUAAAAGUUAAAAAAAAAUUAAGAAAACAUAUUAAAUACAUUA